AUGUCUAUUAUCAUAAUAGUUCGUGCUUUACGUAAUAAAAGUGAUAAAAAUAUUGAUUUUAGACAAGGUCUGGUCAUCGAUCCCAAAACUGGGAAUGUAAUAGAGAGUUGCGAUAAGAAGAAGGUUUAUUUGCGAAAAAGUCUUCCCAAAUAUGUUUUUGGAGAAGGGAUUGCCCUUGUAAAUGAUCAGCUAAUCGCACUGACUUGGAGAGAGCAUAUUGGAAUUCGAUAUGAAUUGAAGGAGAAUAAGUUGCGUCAAAUAGCAUCAUUUUCGUUUGAGACAAGUCGUAAAGAAGGAUGGGGUGCUGCUUCUGGUUUGCUGGGUAAUAAGGAAGUAAUCGUUGUUUCGGAUGGUUCGUGCAAUUUACACAUUUGGGAUACCAUGACUCUCAAACAAUUACAACGAAAAUGUAUUGUGGACGAAAAUGGUGAAGAAGUUACAAAUCUGAAUGAAUUGGAGAUCAUUGAUAACAAAAUAUUCGCCAAUGUUUGGCUGAGUAACCAGAUUGCGAUAAUCGAUUGGGAAGAAGGAAGAGUGAUCGAAUGGAUUGAUUUAUCCGAUUUGGUUGGUUGGGUGAAGCUUCCAAGUUCGAAAAGUGAUCGAAUGGACGCAGUAUUGAAUGGAAUUGCAUUCGAUCCAUCUAAUAAUGACAUUUUGAUAACGGGGAAGCUGUGGAAUCGAUUAUUCAAAAUCCAUCUAUUGUUUCUUCUUUCUUUCAUCAAACAUUCAAAUCAAUUUCAAUAA
Messenger RNA from Blastocystis hominis, 744 nucleotides. RefSeq names its product Glutamine cyclotransferase. Lineage: Eukaryota; Bigyra; Opalinata; Blastocystidae. The record is from RefSeq and is a predicted model, not a curated record. The transcript is spliced from 3 exons. The coding region runs from base 1 to 744 and encodes 247 amino acids. Gene Ontology annotation, molecular function: glutaminyl-peptide cyclotransferase activity.